Messenger RNA from Haliotis rufescens (red abalone), 2118 nucleotides. RefSeq names its product C-type lectin domain family 4 member F-like. The record is from RefSeq and is a predicted model, not a curated record. Lineage: Eukaryota; Metazoa; Mollusca; Gastropoda; Lepetellida; Haliotidae. The transcript has 16 exons. The coding region runs from base 18 to 2060 and encodes 680 amino acids.
CGCACACAAUAGUCAACAUGGCUUCCGCACAGACCUUCACUCUUGGCCUCUGUAUUCUUCUGGCAAGUCUUCCCCAUGGCAUGGCCUUUCCUCCUAACUUAGCGUCUACUCUGGAAAGCGCCGUAUCAGGAACUGCUCCGUCUCCGUCUUCAUCUCCUGCUCUUGCUAUUCCUUCUUCUUCUUCUUCAUCUUCUUCUUCUUCUUCCCUUUCUCCUGCUGCAGCAGCUUCUCCAAUAUCGGGACCAGGCGGCACUAUAGCAUCACCUUUUGCCGGUCAAGGCUUUACAUUGCCAUCAGGGAAAAGUAAAGACAGUACUUCUACCAGAGUGCAAAGAAAUGAGGACAGCAUAGGAGAUAUGGAAACUUUCCUAGAGGAACUGCAAUCCUCCCUAACAAACAUCACCAUCAGCCAGAACAGUACCGCGGUCGAUGUAGCUAGUCUCUUUAGUGAUUUGAACUCACUGCAGUCCCAGAUGUCUUCACUUACUUCAAGCGUAACGACCAUCCAGCAGGCCAACGCAGCUGCCCCAGCCCCCGGUUCGGAUUACAGUGCUGAUAUUCAUGGCUUGACUACAAGCGUGGCUGGUGUUGAAGGUGAACUUGCAACUGUGCAAAGCACCCUGGAAGCGUCCAUAACAGAUGUCGGAGCUGAUGUUACCACGCUUGAAGACUCGCUGGCAGACCUGGCAUCAUCAGUGACUGGGGUGGAAGAUCUGGCGAUGGGCUACGACACUCGGAUCAAUGCCCUAUCCAACAGCAUAGCUAAUGUUCCUACACAUGAAGACCUUGCAAGUAUUGAAUCAGACAUCAGCGGCUUCGAAGCACGAAUUGCUUCAGUUGAAGGUCAAAGUUCAAACCAAGUGGUAGAUGACCUUGAAACACGUGUGAGUGACCUUGAAUCUGCUCAGAGCACCGACUACACAUCAGAAAUCAAUGCAUUACAAGAGAGAGCGAAUAGCUUGGAGCAAACCGUUGCUGGUGUUGACGCAACUGUUCAAAGCCUGGACACAAGUAUUUCCGACCAGCUCAUCGAACAAGAUUUGAAACACGAAGAAGCUUCAGCUUCCAUCGUAGAUUUAAUGACGGAGAUGGCUGAUCUACGGGCUGACAUUGGAGUCUGUCAAAGAGUAGGAGGCUGCGAAGACAUCCAUACAAUGAUUGAAACUAUGCAGAAUCAGGCUUCGGAAAUCCAAGUUCUUGUGGACUCAAUACAAGGAACAGCUACAGAAAAUGCUGUUUUUGUAAGCGACUAUACGGUGAAGUUCAAUGGCAUGGAAACAACAAUUGGAACUCUACAAAGUCAUCUUGAUGCACAGGCCAUAAGUGUGUCUGGUAUCGACUCUUUGAGCACCACAGUGGAUGGCAUUGCAGCUGAUCUUGCCGACCUUCAAACUGUUGGGUCGCAGACAGACUCGGCAGUUGCUGAUGUUCAGGCCAACGUCGCGGACCAUGCCAACUCCAUUGGAACUCUACAGACUGGAGUGACGGGUCUUCAGUCUAGUCUGGAUGCCUUGGUUGCGGAAAUAGCCACAGUCUCAUCGGAUUCAAGCGCCAAUCAAAACGCACUGGAAACACAGGUCGGAAAUCUGCAGAACCAACUUGAUGAUCUAAGUGACGUUGUCGACAGUAUGGUCGAGGACAUAGACACCAGCUGUGAUUAUCCAUGGUCGUAUAGAAGUGGUCCCAGCACUUGCAUUUACUCGGCAUAUUGGGUCAAAGCUUACUGGAUUGAUGCAAAGGAGUGGUGCGAGUCCUUCGGCUCAAACUAUCGUCUCUACGUUGUCGACACGUAUGCCAAAAAAUCCGACCUGGUCAGCUACAUCAACUAUCAGUUAUGGGACUUCACGAAUGACUAUUUGAUUGGCUUCUUUGGAUUUGAAAGUCAGAAUUACAAGUGGGUGGAUGGUUCGAGUAAUUUCGAUUACUAUUCGUGGUGUAGUGGGGAACCCAACAACUGGGGACAUGGCUGUGGCAGCUUGUGGAAUGGAGCCGGCCUCUGUUUGGAUGACGUCAACUGUGACGCAUACAACAAGUUUAUUUGCGAGAAGGUCAUCUCAUAAGUCUCUACACGACACCUUCACACAGAGAGAUGAGAAUAAAAUUUGCAGAUAACACAUA